AUGCAUCUUUUUCCGCGUCUCUUCAGUGCAGAUGUAGGUUUCCCCGAACAUAUCGCGAUAUCCGAUUAUCCUCGAGCGAUCGUGAUUCCUCUCGACCGACACAUAUACCAAUUCGAGGACACGCCUUUCGUCAAGACCCUGACGGGUAAGACCAUUACCCUCGACGUCGAGUCGAGCGACACCAUCGACAACGUCAAGACCAAGAUCCAGGACAAGGAGGGCAUCCCCCCAGACCAGCAGCGCCUGAUCUUCGCUGGCAAGCAGCUUGAGGAUGGCCGCACCCUGAGCGACUACAACAUCCAGAAGGAGUCCACCCUUCACCUUGUCCUGCGCCUGCGUGGUGGUAUUAUCGAGCCCUCCCUCAAGGCCCUCGCUUCCAAGUACAACUGCGAGAAGUCUAUCUGCCGCAAGUGCUAUGCUCGUCUCCCUCCCCGUGCCACCAACUGCCGUAAGAAGAAGUGCGGACACACCAACCAGCUCCGCCCCAAGAAGAAGCUGAAAUAG
Penicillium diatomitis is the source of this 504-nucleotide messenger RNA. Its product is annotated as ubiquitin-60S ribosomal protein L40. The transcript has 4 exons. The record is from RefSeq and is a predicted model, not a curated record. Lineage: Eukaryota; Fungi; Ascomycota; Eurotiomycetes; Eurotiales; Aspergillaceae. Gene Ontology annotation, molecular function: ubiquitin protein ligase binding; protein tag activity; structural constituent of ribosome. Bases 1 to 504 code for a protein of 167 amino acids. Gene Ontology annotation, biological process: modification-dependent protein catabolic process; protein ubiquitination; translation. Gene Ontology annotation, cellular component: ribosome; nucleus; cytoplasm.